UAGGGCGGAAGCUCCGGCGUUUUGUCGUAAAUCAAAAGCAGGCUAUUUUGAUGUGUCAGCCAACUGUGGGAUUCAAUGGAUAUCGAGGUGGACAUAAUUGAGUUCAAGGUUCCCACUGAAAACAACAAAACCAUUUUUAUUUGGGAUAUACAGCCGUCGUUGUCGGAAGCGUUUAUUUACGAGCGCGUGUGGCGCGCGUACUCGGCGUUUGGCGCGCUCUACCUGGUCAAGGUGUGUCCCGCGGUGCGCGCGCGCGGCUUCUACGCGCUCGUGAAGUUCUAUUCUUCCGCGCAGGCGUCCAAAGCUCAGAGGGCCACGGACAAGCAGUGUCUGUUCCAGACAGUUCCCCUGAAAGUGCAUCUGAGCACAAAACAAAACCCAGCUUUUCUUUUUGGGACAAAGGCUCUGAGCCAUGCUAAGUGCCUGGACCUGGCUAACCAUUACCUGGGCUACAACGGCUGGUCCACUCGCAUCGUUACUCUGAAGGAGCUCUCCGACUACACAGCCGUCAGCGGGAACUCGGACGCCCAGGCGCAGGGAAAGCUGCUGAAAUUUGGCUGCGUGGUGGAGCUCACGAUUCCCCAACAUGGAGUGACAUGUCGCGGGGUAGGCGUUGCUGAGGAAGUCAUCGAUCUGGAGAAAGGCCCAGAAGGGAAGCUCUGGAAGCGGGGGAAGCUGAUGAGAUGGGCCCGCGACAAGGCAACCGCUAGUGCCUUUGAGAAAGUGGUAGUAAUAGUUCUGGGCAAUGGAAAAGUGGCGGUUGAAUGCAGGUUCGAUCCGGACGAAAUUCUGCCAGAUGAGAAUAUCGAAGCAGUUAUCCAGGUGAAUGACAUCUCUUGGAACGAGCUGGCGCCGGGUCACUGGGAGGAGGGCGAUAUGCCUUGGGCCAUUACAAUGGAAUUGUCCAAUUAGCUUUCAGCCAUUAUGAUCCUAGCAGUUAAUUGUCCAAUUAGCCUUCAGCCAUUAUGAUCCUAGCAGUUAAUUGUCCAAUUAGCCUUCAGCCAUUAUGUUCCUAGCAGUUCGUAAGAUGAAAGCUGGACUCCUUACCCUGCUCCACAGAACCAAGGCCCUGGACCCGACCUCAACCGCCAGAAGACAAGCUGGCCAUGUGCUCAAGAACUGGAUUUAAUUUAUUUAUUUGUUUGUUUUCUUUAGGUUAAUUAUUUAAAAAAUAGAAACAAUAAAAUAAUAACCUGUAACAUCCUCAUUAGUUAAUUCACCACAAAUAAAAGUAUUUUUAUAUUUGUAUACUGAAGAAUGUGCAUUUAUUAAAUCCAA
Electrophorus electricus (electric eel) is the source of this 1278-nucleotide messenger RNA. It is a transcript of the gene rdm1, whose product is annotated as RAD52 motif containing 1. NCBI's taxonomy places the organism in Eukaryota, Metazoa, Chordata, Actinopteri, Gymnotiformes, Gymnotidae. Gene Ontology annotation, cellular component: nucleolus. The record is from RefSeq and is a predicted model, not a curated record. Gene Ontology annotation, molecular function: RNA binding.